This is a messenger RNA of Cynara cardunculus var. scolymus (artichoke), 1285 nucleotides long. RefSeq names its product WUSCHEL-related homeobox 1-like. The coding region runs from base 65 to 1114 and encodes 349 amino acids. Gene Ontology annotation, biological process: plant organ development. Gene Ontology annotation, molecular function: DNA binding; DNA-binding transcription factor activity. Lineage: Eukaryota; Viridiplantae; Streptophyta; Magnoliopsida; Asterales; Asteraceae. The transcript is spliced from 4 exons. The record is from RefSeq and is a predicted model, not a curated record.
CCUUUCAUCAUCAUCCUCACAUUUUAUGAUAUUUCAACACAAGUAGAUUAGAUAGCUAGAUAGAAUGUGGAUGAUGGGUUACAAUGAAGCUGACGACCUCAACACCUGCAACAAUGGCGCCAGAAAGUUAAGACCGCUUGUUCCAAGACCACCACCACCUCCCACCGUCUUCCACUCCACUCCUCAUCUUCUGGCAGCUGAACAAAACAAGAGGGAUUUUAAUUCACAGCAAAUGGUGGUGGUAAGCUCACGGUGGAAUCCGACGCCGGAGCAGUUGCAAACUUUAGAGGAGUUAUACCGACGAGGGACACGAACACCAUCUGCCGAUGAAAUCCAACACAUCACUGCACAGCUUCGCCGCUAUGGAAAGAUUGAAGGAAAGAAUGUUUUCUACUGGUUCCAGAAUCACAAGGCUCGAGAAAGACAGAAACGACGUCGUCAGCUUGAUAACUCUAUGAAUGAUCAUCAUCAAGCUCCAUUCUAUACCACCGAUAUCAGCACCAUCAAUCUUGAUCAAUCCAUACAACUGAAAGAUACAGAGGUCAACAGGACAUGCUAUGAAGUUGAAGAGACCAGAAACUGGGCAAUACCUACAUUUUCAGAGAAAAGUGUGUUAAGAGAAAGAACAGCAAAAGCAGAAUCUAGGAUGACGAGCGUAGCAGCAGAUCAUCAUGGAUGGAUACCUGUUGAACAAGAAGAAGCUGCAACUGAUGAUCUGCUACACCUACACCCAAGGAGGAAGACCUUCCCUCAAAGGAAUGCCACGUGGAAUCACAUGAUGCAGUUUUUGUCCUCUCCCCCUCCUCCUCCUCCUCCUCCCACCAACCAUAUACCCCCAUUCAACUCGGCCACCGUCUGCACCCUUGCCGCCGUUACCACCUCCACACCUUCAGCUUCCGAUACGUCAUCAACCCUUGUCGUUUCACCACCUCACAGUCAUAGAUAUCACCACCACCACCUUCCCGAUGAUAUGCACUCUUACCAGACCUUGGAGCUGUUUCCGGUGAACACCAACGGUCAGGGACCGGAACAUACAGACAAAUGUUUCCUUCCGACGAAUGACGUCAGCCUCGGUCCUCGGCAGUUCAUCGAGUUUCUUCCGUUGAAAAAUUAGUCAAAUACUUCAGAUGCUAACUAUGUCAUGUUAUUUACUAUCUGGCCCUUGUAGUUUUCACGUUUUUCUUUCUUUGUCACUGAACUUUUAAUAUUUCUAGUUGGGUCAUGAUACUUGUGACUUUUUCUUUCUAGCAAGUAGAAAAAGAAGCUAGCACACAACUUUCACAAA